Messenger RNA from Cyprinodon tularosa, 1290 nucleotides. Its product is annotated as methyltransferase-like protein 24. NCBI's taxonomy places the organism in Eukaryota, Metazoa, Chordata, Actinopteri, Cyprinodontiformes, Cyprinodontidae. Bases 16 to 1236 code for a protein of 406 amino acids. The transcript is spliced from 5 exons. The record is from RefSeq and is a predicted model, not a curated record.
GGAGGAGGAGGCCACAUGGAGGGAGGGGAUGGAGGAGGACCCAGCUGGGACUUUCCUCUCUGCCCUGGGGAGAAGAGACAAAAAGUUGGAUUACAGGAAAAUGUUUUGCGGCUCAUCCACGGAGGAGGCAUGCGGGAGCUGGCUGGUUUGUCCCCCCGUUCAGGAGCGGGCCUCCUCCUGCUGCUGUUGAUCCUGCCGGUUCUCCUCACUGUGCAGCUCCUGGUCCUGGUGCGUCUGUGGGUGGAGGAGAGGGACGGAGCUGUUGCCCUCACCGUUAUCAGCAUCGAACCAGAUAGGAGCUCCACAGGCCAGGCUUGGAGAGCCCAGUUCAGGGGACCGGGGUUGGAGGAGGAGAAGGAGAUGCAGGACGGAGAUCCGAGGAGGAAUGUGGCGCGAGGGUUUGAGGAUGAGAACGAGAUGGAAGAGGUGAGACCCGGAGUGAUGGAGGAGCAGCUGUGGGCGGCGAACAAGCCGUCCUUCUUUGCAGAACUCAGCCGCAUUAUCAAGUAUAUCACAAGCCCUCAGCUGAACUGCUCCAGGGUUUUACCUCCAGGGAAGGCUCAGGCAGUGACGCCCCCUGUGGCUUCAGCUCGCUGGCUGCUGUGUGCAGAGGACUGGCUGCUUCCAGCUCCACACAGACUCUGCAUUGCCUACUCUUUCAGUUUGGAUGGAGGAGAUGCAGACUUUCUGAGCACUGUCUCCAGGCUUGGAUGUGAAAUCCACCGUUUUGAUCCCAGCACCUCCAGUGCAUCUGUUGGUCACCUUGGUAACAGUUUGGCCAGUAACCAUGGAAACAGGGGCGUCUUCAGCCAGCACAAAUUGUGGCUGGAAUGGCGAGCUCCAAAGAGGCACAGGCACAGGUGGAGCGGCAGCCCGGGCGGGGUUUCUCACACGCUGGCUGACAUCAUGGCAGCGCUGGGACACCACACCGUUCAUUUUGUGUAUGCUGACCUGUUAAGUGCAGAGUGGCGGAUUUUUCAGAGCUGGAUAGAGAUGGGGACUCUGCAGAACAUUCAUCAUCUGGUUUGCACUGUGCACCUGCACUGGGCAGGCUUUGAGGUGGGAGGCAGCGAUGAGGAGGUUCUCCGCUACUGGUUCAGUGUCCUUCGGGGCCUUGAAGCCUCUGGAAUGCACCUGGUCCACAGCUCCUCAGGAGAGGGUCACAGUGUCCUGAAACACAGCACAGAAAGUGCUCACAGCUCCUACACCCUCAGCUGGGCCAACACACGACACUAAUUAUCAACAUGCACAUCUGUGGAACAGAACAAGAAAGAAUAUGAUUGAGCAAUU